AUGGGCCGUGGAUUCGGGAGAGGACUGAGGGUUGCCAUCGUGACACACGCACAGGGUAAAAAUACAGGCAAGAAAACCCCACGGGGUCUUCGGGGGUCGCGCCAAAUAAAACGCAAGAGGUUCCAGCAGAAGCACGACGACCAGCUGAAGCUGGAGGAGUCUAUGGGACUAGGGCCCGUUACUAAACGCGUCGCUGAGAAACCAUUAGCACAACAAAUUGCAGCUGUUCAGUUCCCGCAUGUGAUCAAUAAGAGACAGAAGGGAUUCAAACAGCUGCGCAAACAAAUCAUUCACGGAGUUAAGAGCAUUCGGCGAAGACACGCCGAAAGGAAGAGGAAACAGGCGGGGAAUUCCGACCCUACCCGGGGACAUGCGAGUUCAUAG
This is a messenger RNA of Trypanosoma brucei brucei TREU927, 384 nucleotides long. RefSeq lists its product as hypothetical. Lineage: Eukaryota; Euglenozoa; Kinetoplastea; Trypanosomatida; Trypanosomatidae. The transcript has a single exon. The coding region runs from base 1 to 384 and encodes 127 amino acids. The record is from RefSeq and is a predicted model, not a curated record.